Molecule: messenger RNA, 891 nt
Organism: Hemisphaericaspora subhashii
Lineage: Eukaryota; Fungi; Ascomycota; Pichiomycetes; Serinales; Debaryomycetaceae
Product: U2-type spliceosomal complex subunit
Exons: 1
Coding region: 1-891 (296 amino acids)
Source: RefSeq, a predicted model, not a curated record
AUGGCAGGUGAUUUGAACUUAAAGAAGUCCUGGAAUCCACAACUUGUCAAGAACCAACAGAAGGUUUGGCAACAAGAACAAGAAAAGUUAGAUGAAUUUAAAAAAAUCAAAGAAUUGAAUCAAGAAUUUAAAUCAGAACAAGAAUAUAUUGAUUUAUUAAAAUUACAAUAUGGUGAUAAUUUCAAACUUGAAGAACUCAACAAGUCUCAAAAACUAAAGCUAUCUAAGUUAAAUUGGAUGUAUGAUGAUGUCCCAUUUGAAAAUCAACAAGAGGAAGAAGAAACUAAAAAUGAGAGUGGAUUUAUUGAAAGUAAUUUAGAAUUUAAUGAAGGAAAGGAGAAAAUUGAAACAAUGUUAAAUGCUAGUCAAUCAUUUGCUAAAACAAAAGUAAAAGAUUCUCAAAGUGACAGAAUAAAUAAAAUUAUUGGGAUGGGAAAUGGGGUGAAAGCAAAGAAUGUUAAUCAUUCCUUAGAUGAUCCAUUAAUGAAGAUAAAACUUCAACAGAAACAGGUACAACGGUCGACAUUAAAGAGAAAGCAUGAAGAUGGAGAUUCAGAUUCCAGAGAAUUGAAGCAUAGGAAGAAGCAUAACGAAAGUUCUCAUUCGCGUGAUCGAUCAACCCAUGGUUCAUCACAUAAAGAAGACAGAAAAGAAAGGCACGAAGGUGAACACUCGGACCGUCACAGAAGACAUAGGUCAAGUCGAGACACUAGUUCAGAUGGACGAAGGAGUCAUAGGAGUAGCCAUUCAAAGCCUCAUGGAUCCACUUCAAAAUCACAUCGUGACAAGGAAAGAGAGCAGCCGCUUAUGCAUAGUUCCAGUAUGCAUAGACAUGGCCAGACUUCACGGGAAAGGACAGGGAACGAUAGAAAACAGAAUCCUCAAUACUAG